Diabrotica balteata is the source of this 1829-nucleotide messenger RNA. The record is from the annotation of a GenBank genome assembly. Lineage: Eukaryota; Metazoa; Arthropoda; Insecta; Coleoptera; Chrysomelidae.
ACCGAACACAAUGAAAAGCGUCGCUUGAAACUUAUUGAAGGGCAGUCAAGUGUUGUGUUAACUCUUAAAUAAAAAGAGAGCUGCGGUUUGAUCUCACUUUUAUUUAAAUCCUCCUCCAGUACUAGUUUGUUGUAUUACGACUAAUACCAUCGUGUAUAAUCCGAGUGAAAGUGGGCGAAGUUGCGGAGAAAGUGAUUUUUCUGUAUUUCUGAUUGAUUAAUAUGGAUGUGACGGAAUUUAGGGAGUUCGGAAAAGCUGCGGUGGAUUAUAUUGCAGAUUACAUUGAGACCAUUCGUGAGAGACCCGUAUUACCAUCAGUACAACCUGGCUAUUUAGGAGAACUAUUACCUAAAGAAGCUCCACAAACUGGAGAAUCAUGGCAAGAUGUCCUGCAGGAUGUAGACAGAAUCAUUAUGCCAGGCCUCACCCACUGGCACUCUCCAAGAUUUCACGCUUUCUACCCAACUGCAAAUUCAUUUCCAGCUGUUGUUGGGGAAAUGUUAAGUGCAGGAUUCGGAUGCGUUGGAUUAAGCUGGAUUGCAAGUCCAGCAUACACGGAAUUGGAAGUUGUAAUGAUGAACUGGCUAGGAAAAUUAAUAGAUCUUCCAGAAGAAUUUCUUAAUUGUUCCGAAGGACCUGGAGGAGGAAUUAUUCAGGGAUCAGCCAGUGAAGUCACCUUUAUUGGACUUCUAGCGGCCAAAGAGAAAAAAGUUAAAGAUUUAAUGGAACAGAAUCCCCACCUAAAAGAAGCCGAUAUUAAAGGAAAACUGAUAGCGUACACCUCAGAUCAAUCUAAUUCUUCUGUCGAAAAAUCAGGAUUAUUGGGAUCAAUGCCAAUGCGGCUUAUACCUGCAAAUGAAAAAGGUCAACUAACAGGAAGUGCUCUUCUCGAAGCGAUCCAAAAAGAUAAAGAACAAGGACUUAUUCCUUGUUAUGUUGUAGCUUGCCUUGGAACAACGCCGACGUGUGCCUUUGAUGACCUAACAGAACUAGGACCCAUUUGUAACAAGGAAAAUAUAUGGCUUCACGUAGAUGCAGCGUAUGCUGGGACAGCUUUUGCCUGCCCGGAAUAUCGGUACUUAAUGAAAGGUGUUCAAUUUGCAGAUUCCUUUAACUUCAAUGCUCAUAAAUGGAUGUUGGUUAAUUUUGAUUGUUCGGCAAUGUGGGUUAAAAAUGCUAAAUACUUGGUUGAAGCUUUUAAUGUCCAAAGAAUUUAUCUCAAAGAUAAUCACAAAGGCCUCGCCCCGGAGUAUCGACAUUGGCAAAUAUCUCUCGGAAGAAGAUUUAGAGCUCUGAAGUUGUGGUUCGUUCUAAAGAUUUAUGGCAUUGAAGGCAUUCAAAAGCACGUUCGAGGUCAAAUAGCGCUAGCCAAACAUUUCGAAGAUCUAGUUAAUACGGACUCAAGAUUUGAGGUUUGUACUUCUAGCAUGGGGCUAGUAACUUUUAGAAUUAAAGGACCUAACUCUCUUUCUGAACAACUUUUAGAAAAGCUUGACCAAAGAAAAAAUAUAUUUGUUAUUGCUGGACACUUUCAAGAAAAGUUCGUUAUUAGAUUCGCCAUUUGCAGCCGAUUAACUAAUGCCAUUGACGUCGAAUUUUCUUGGGAAGAGAUUAAAUCACAAGCUGACGAAAUUUUACCCAGUGACAAAACUCGUAUAGCAAUGGAGAUGAGUGAUAAACGAAGUAUUUCUUCCAUCGAAUUUUCCGAUACGGCUAUUGAGAAUAGUAGAAUGGAGAGAUCUAAAUAAUUUUGUAUGUAACGUUAUAGUAAUAUUGUAAAUAAAUUUAUUUAUUUUAAGAACAUUUAGAUUCGUCAAUAAAUGUGAUAA